Messenger RNA from Penicillium argentinense, 234 nucleotides. RefSeq lists its product as uncharacterized. The record is from RefSeq and is a predicted model, not a curated record. NCBI's taxonomy places the organism in Eukaryota, Fungi, Ascomycota, Eurotiomycetes, Eurotiales, Aspergillaceae. The transcript has 2 exons. The coding region runs from base 1 to 234 and encodes 77 amino acids.
AUGGAUGCAUGGGUGAAGAAGGAGGUCUCCGGUCUUGACUUGAAACGAUGCCAAGGCUGGCCUGCCUCCUACGGCAGGCCCAGUGGUGUGUUGGCCGGCGGGCAACUGCUCGUUCUGAUGAGCUUCGGCCAAAGCUCUUCGGAAUAUGCGAGCUUUGUUUACUCGCCAUCAACUUCGGUCUACGUGCCCAAGUUCGAUCAAGGGCCUGAACAGGAGACUGGGGGUGCCAGAUAA